CAGUACCUGUCUUGCAAGUAACCUGGAUUUUUAUUUACUUAUAUUUGUUUUCGUUUUUCCUGGUACGUUUUAAGAUUAUAUUAAAGAAAAAUGACUACUUUGAGAAGGUGUAAUGCGUGAUUCAAUACAGUGAUAAUUUACUGUUCAUUAUUCAAUGGCAACUGUUAAGAUUCCAGAGCAGAAAGUUAUUUUGUGUGGAGAAUUCGGAGUAGGAAAGAGUUCACUGUUCAGAAGAUAUGCUUUUAAUACAUUUGUUGCUUCAAAUAAUAGAAAAUCUACGUUAGGUCUUGACCACAUUAAUAAAGAAUAUUCUUCUGGUGGAAAACGAAUAAAAUUGCAGUUAUGGGAUACUGGAGGCAUGGAAAGGGUAGCUUCAAUUACCUCUAGUUACUAUAAAUUUGCUGAGGCAGCUAUACUUGUAUUUUCACUUGAUAACCCUGCGUCAUUCCAUGUCCUUUCACAGCACUUGUUAGAUGUCGUGACCUAUGCAGAAAAUGCUAAAAUCUUCCUUUGUGGGAACAAAUUCGAUCUUGUUGGGCAAGAUCCUCAGGUUACUGACGCUGAUAUGGAUAACUUUUGUGAGCAGUGUCAUAAUUUAAUCAGUGUGACCUACAAGACUUCUUGUAAAACCGGAGAAGGUGUAGAUGAAAUGUUUGCUGAUAUUGCUCAACAUCUAAUAACCUCAAAUCGAUCUAGAUUAGAACUGCAAGCCCUUGAGGAAUUAUCAUUCAAAGUGACUCCUCAAGAUGAACCUGCAGAUCCUACAUGUUUAUGUUAAGUAGCUUUAACUUGUUCGUUUGUGAUUAAUUUUACUAUAGUAUUCCUUAUUAAUCAUCGUUUAUGUAUUUUUAAUGCUCUCAUAAAGGAUAUUUAGUUGAUAUUAGCUUUUGAUGUAUAUUGCCCCAUUUUUUACCAGUUGAAUAUCCAAUGAAGGUAGAAAUUGAGAUAUAAAAUAUGUAAAUUUGAACUGCCCCUCGUACUAAUUAAUUAUAGGUCUAUUACGUGCAAGUGGUGUUUUUCUUUAAUUCCUGUAUUUAUAUAUGUAGGUAUCUAUAGUUGGUAAGACAUUUACUUAAUUCAUAUUUCAGUUGUUCUAGUUGAAUAUAUUUGUAAUGUUUUUUUUUUUACUUUUUUAAAAUAGAAUAUAACCAGGAACGGAUUUGUUGUACUACCCCUAUAGGUGUGGCAGAUAAUGACACCUCCUCUUAUUGUCACAAAAAAAUUGUUUAACAUUAUUUUUGCUUUAUUUUUCAUUUAACUAGUUUCUAUUCUUGUACUACUCAUUCAAAAAUUUAACCUUUGCUACGCUCUAAACAUUGCCAUCGCAGGCAAGGGCUUAGGUUGUUAAUUCAGAAAUGCGCCCCUUGAUAUAACUUUCUCAUGAUUAUAAUAUAUUGUGAUGGAACAUGGAGUGAUGUAACAGCAUUACUCUAAAUAAAUGGUAUUUUAAUCUGAAUGUAUAACAUCUCGAUCCUGUAACAUUUCUUGUAUAUUAUUUUAAAAUUUCCAUUUAAAUAUUAUUUAAAAUUUACUUUAGUUAUGUUCCUUUAGUUUAUCAUGUUGGUGCUCUUGAAUAUAUUUUUUCUUCUUACAUUCUGAUAUAAUAUCUCUGUACCGGAUAUUACAUGAUGAAUGAAAUUUAGGUUGUUUAAAAAAUCAUUUCAUUAAUAAUCUUGAACUCCAUUUAUUCAUGGUUAUGUUGGCCGACGGAUAUUAAGAUUGAUUUUUAUUUUUAGGUUAUUUUAGGUGUUCAUCUUUGAUUGAAUAUAAAAAAGUGAUUCUUAUAACUUUUUCAAUUGAUGAAUCCAUAUUCAACUGUAAAAUGUAAUUAUGGUGGAAAUUUGUAAUAUUAAACUGUAGAAUACAGCACAUAAAUUAUUUCACUGUAGAACUAUUUUUCCGUUUUGUUUGAAUUUAGGUGUGAAUGUGUAGUUUGUUUUUCCAUAAUGGUAUUUUAUUCCUGAGUUUUUAAUUUGCUCUAAAAAAUUUAAUUUCUCAAUCUAGUGAGUUUUUGGAUGUUUCGUUUUACUUGUUAUAUUGUCAUCUGAAGACUUGAAUUGAUUAUAACUUAGUUCCUUGACAGUUUCUUAAUAUGCCCAACAGAAAUAAAUGUUGCAUAAUUUUGUUUUUAUGUUUCAUUGUGCUGUUCAAGAAUUAUCUCUUCAUACCGUUGAUACAAAGUUAAAGUAACGAAUGUGCAACAUUAAACAGGCUGACAUUCAUUACUUUAACAUGGUGCCAACGAUAUCUUCAAUAACUUAAAAUAAAAAUUGUUAUUGUUAUUAGCUCUGAUUGUAGGUUUUUCCAAAUUAAGAUAUCACACCAUAACUUUCUAUGAAUCUUGAUCAUAACAAAAAAUUGUUUUUCAAUCAAUAUAAUGAGAAUUAAAAAGAAAUAUGAUCUCUGUUUAAUGAAUGCUUAAUGUGGUAUUUGGUAUCAGUUCUCAUUUGACUAAUUACUAUGACAGGGUGAUUUAGUGUUAUUUUAUUGUUUACUUGUGAGUGACUUUACUUCAAUCGUAAGUUUUUUUUUUGUUGUUAUGUUUAAUGAUAAGGAUGUUGAAACUAUGAUACUAAAAGCUGUCUCUAUAUGUGAGCAUUUUAUUGAAACAAUCAUAAUUCUUGUGAUUAUAAUUAUUCCAAAUAUAUUUUUUGUUAUGUAAUUUUCUAUUAUUAUAUGAUUGUUUUGUUUCCACGAAUAUUUAAAUUUUAUUGACUGAAUUGUUUAAAACAUAAGUUGAAUGUGACUAGAACCUAAGUUUAUAAAUCCUAUUGUAUAUACAUUAGUCAAUGUCAAAUGUAGCUUUAUUAUGGAUUAAUCUAGGAUUACAAUUAAUAAUCUUAGUGGUAUAUGUGUGUUUAAAUAAGAAUAAGUUAUAAAAAAUUUGUAAUGUAAGGGAUAAUUUUUCUCUCUCAAUAUUGCCAACUAUUCUAGUAACCUCUUUAAUAUCCAAGGUAUUUUUUAAUGCUUAUAAACAAUUUGAAUUAAAAAUAACUGGUAGUAGGAUUUUAAUUGUGAUGCUUAGUUGAUUCAUUCCAUUGAAAGGUCUAUAUUCUUGUGGUUUUAUACAUAUUCUAGGAUAUACAUAGUGAUCUCUGUUGGAUUUAAAAUAUUUUAGUUUAGAGGAUGAAAUUACUGAUUCUGCGUUUACAACGCGUAAAGUAGAUUUAUAUAUUGAUUUAAAUCAUAUUUUGUAAUGUAUAACAGGAGUCUCAUUUACUAUCACUUUUAUACUUAUGUAUAUGCCCUGUUUUUAAAACAUACUUUAUUGUAAUUUUAUUCACUUGAAACAGUUUUAACCCAACUCAAAAUUCCACUUAUUAUGAAAGAAUUAACUAAUUCUCCCUUCAUAAUUUUGUAUGUUAUCAUUUGUUACAUAAAGUACCCUAGUGUACUUAAUAAAGAUAUUACUUAUCUUGAAUGUUUCAACAUUUAUUGACUAAAUAUUAUGGCUAUUAUUCUGCUAUCUUAUGAUCCCCUUUUUUAUACAGACCAUUAAAGCAUUUAUUGAAUACUUAAGACGCAAAUGAGGUUAGUGCCAUUUAUGAUCUUUGCUAGAAGCAACAUGACUCAGUUUUACAGAAAAAACAAAUCUGUAGACCAAGGAAAUAGGUUAGUUAUGUUCAUGAUUGCAGCUUUUUAAGGGCUGUACACUUAAGUGUUAUGUAAAUCGUAUUUUUGAAAAAUAGAAAAAAAAUGGCAUUAUUGCAAUUUUAAUCUAACUUUACAAUUGGAGAUCAAUAAACAUAUUAAUUGACUAAUCACACUUCACUUACUACCUAUGAUUACAGAUUUAUCAUAUAUCACAAUGUAUUCUGUUAUUUUAAACCUUUUUCCUUUACUUGAAAAGUGUUGUAUAUGUAGGAUAUUCAACAUGAUGUUAAUUUUUUUUUUUCAAUUUGUAGGCACUUUCAUUGUUUACUUCUGACAGUAUUUAAUUAAUGAAUAAUAUAUAACGAAAAUAUAUUCUUCAAUUUUUAUUUCUGUUAUAAAUUUUGUAUUUUACAUUACUAAAAAUUAUUUUAUUUUAUUUUUUUAUGAAUAAUUCUUUAUUUGUUAACUGAUUUUAAACUGCGUGUUGUAAUGUA
Molecule: messenger RNA, 4088 nt
Organism: Nezara viridula (southern green stink bug)
Lineage: Eukaryota; Metazoa; Arthropoda; Insecta; Hemiptera; Pentatomidae
Source: the annotation of a GenBank genome assembly